UGUUCCAAUUCCAUACAUCAUCAACCUCGAUGCAUCACGCAAUUCACAUGCAAGAAUAAGGGGGGGAGAGAGAGAGAGAGAGAGAGAGGAAACCUCCAUUAAGCUUCCCACGGUCCUCUCUAGCCGUCUUAAUUUACUCAUUUUCUCAGUCAUUGAUAAUUGGUAUUGGUAAAGGCGAAAGCUUGCUUCGCUUCCAUCAUCUUCUCUAGUCUUGCAUGAUUACCGAUCCGCAGCUUCAACACCCACUGACCUUCUGCACCACAAAUGUGAGGCUCGAUCGGUUUAUGACUCUCAGCUUGAGGUUUCCCAUCUCCGCCGUUGCAAGUCUCCCUGACCCAGAAGCUGAAUUUUCCCGGAGAGGAUGAUUCUGGGGUCAGGUCGUUCUAUCCUACUCCCUCCGGCCACGUACGGCGGUUCCUCUCGGCCUGGUGGGUUCCCCACUUUCAGCUCAAAAUCCUCGAAUUCGGGUUCCUACGACCGGAGGAAGGAGACGAGAAAGGCUGUCUGCGCCUGCACGGCUCCCCCUGCCAAUGUCCAGAGUGAUGGUUUCUCUGCGACCAAAUUCAAUGGCCAAUCAAGAGCUGCGGACUAUGGCAUGUUUCGCGAGCCUGAGGAUGACUCUGAUGUGCUCAUCGAGUGCAGAGACGUGUACAAGUCGUUUGGUGAGAAGCAUAUAUUAAGAGGUGUGAGCUUCAAGAUUAGGCAUGGGGAAGCUGUGGGAAUCAUUGGCCCUUCAGGCACAGGGAAAUCGACCAUUCUAAAGAUAAUGGCUGGACUUCUUGCUCCUGACAAGGGUGAGGUUUUUAUUCGUGGUCGGAAGAGGGACGGCUUGAUAAGCGAUGAGGAAAUUUCUGGUCUUCGAAUUGGUUUGGUGUUUCAAAGUGCGGCUCUCUUUGAUUCCCUGACGGUCCGAGAAAAUGUUGGCUUUCUUUUGUACGAACAUUCCAGUAUGCCCGAGGAACAAAUCUCAGAGCUAGUCACAGAAAUCUUGGCUGCAGUCGGAUUGAAGGGAGUUGAGGAUCGCCUGCCCUCGGAAUUGUCGGGGGGCAUGAAGAAACGAGUGGCCUUAGCUCGUUCUAUAAUUUUUGACACAACAAAGGAUUCAAUAGAGCCGGAGGUACUGCUGUAUGAUGAACCCACAGCUGGGCUUGACCCGAUUGCAUCUACAGUGGUUGAAGACCUAAUUCGGUCUGUCCAUAUGAGAGGGGACGAGGAUGCUGCUGGGAAGCCUGGGAAGAUUACAUCAUAUGUGGUUGUGACUCACCAACACAGUACCAUUCAAAGAGCUGUCGACAGGUUGUUGUUUCUUCAUGAGGGGAAGGUUGUAUGGCAAGGAAUGACCCAUGAAUUUACGACAUCCACAAAUCCCAUCGUGAAGCAGUUUGCUUCUGGGAGCUUGGACGGUCCGAUAAAAUACUAAUAUGAAAUAGACUGCGGCAUUAUACUGAAGAAAGAGCCAGGGCUAUGAUUUUUGUAUGUCGUGUAUAGUUACUAGAUUCGUAUACAUUCACUGAGACAUCUACAUGAAUAUAGCCCGACUUCACGAGAAGCGAUUUGGCUCAGAGAGGCUUAUUCAUGAUCAGAUGAUGUACUCUGGUCUCCUUUACCAUUGCCUAUGGUCGGAAGCUGUACCUUGUCCUCCUUCACCAUUGCCCACAGUCGGAAACUGAUAGUCAGAAACUCUUUUUUUCAAGUUAGAGAUCACGACAUAGUCCUUAUGACUGAUGGGUUGGUGUUAUCUGAAACUACAUUGAUGUUUUAGCUUUUAGAGAGAUCAGAAAGGAUUCGUCCAUACGUGGCCAAAUUGACACAUGGCUGAUAUAUUGACAAGUGCUGAUUUUUAUAUUUGCUCCA
Messenger RNA from Punica granatum (pomegranate), 1854 nucleotides. The record is from RefSeq and is a predicted model, not a curated record. NCBI's taxonomy places the organism in Eukaryota, Viridiplantae, Streptophyta, Magnoliopsida, Myrtales, Lythraceae.